Triticum turgidum subsp. durum (durum wheat) is the source of this 879-nucleotide messenger RNA. The record is from the annotation of a GenBank genome assembly. NCBI's taxonomy places the organism in Eukaryota, Viridiplantae, Streptophyta, Magnoliopsida, Poales, Poaceae.
AUGCCCGGACGUGGAGGCGAUAGUCCGCGAGGAGAUGGUGAAGAUCAUCUCCGCCGCGCCCAGCCUCGCCGGCCCGCUCCUCCGGCUUCAUUUCCACGACUGCUUUGUCAGGGCUGUGACGCGUCUGUGCUGCUGGACUCCGCCAAGGGCAACCUGGCAGAGAGGGACGCCAAGCCCAACAAGAGCCUGCGAGGGUUUGGCUCCGUGGAGCGGGUGAAGGCCAAACUCGAGGCCGCAUGCCCGGGCGUUGUGUCCUGCGCCGACGUGCUCACGCUCAUGGCCCGCGACGCCGUCGUCCUGGCCAAGGGCCCAUCCUGGCCCGUGGCGCUUGGCAGGAGAGACGGCAGCAUGUCCAGUGCCACCGAGGCGAGCGACGAGCUGCCUCCUUCCUUCGGCGACGUCCCUCUGCUCACCCGGAUCUUCGCCUCCAAGGGGCUCGGCCUCAAGGACCUCGUCGUCCUCUCCGGCGCGCACACGCUCGGCACGGCGCACUGCCCGUCGUUCGCCGACCGGCUCUACAACAGCACCGGCAACGGCCUCGUCGACCCGUCGCUGGACAGCGAGUACGCCGACAAGCUGAGGCUGAAGUGCAAGAGCGUUGACGACAAGAGGAUGUUGUCGGAGAUGGAUCCCGGCAGCUACAGGACCUUCGACAUCAGCUACUACCGCCACGUCGCCAAGCGCAGGGGACUCUUCCGCUCCGACGCUGCUCUGCUCACUGACGCCACCACCGAGGAAUACGUCCGGCGCGUCGCUACCGGUAAAUUCGACGACGCGUUCUUCGGGGAUUUCAGCGAGUCCAUGAUCAAGAUGGGCAACGUCGGCGUGCUUACCGGCGGUGACGGAGACAUAAGGAAGAAAUGCUACGUCCUCAACUAG